GGCGAGUCUUAUAGCUCCCUCAGAAUGGGCCGGCGUCCCUCAGAUGCGUCUGGACAACCACAGCACCGGGUCAUGGAGAGCCCAUGCACGCGGAGGUCUCUGCUGUAGUGUCAGCAGAGAAAGCUCUUUCGUCCUGGUUGUAUCGGCAGGAUCACCGUCCUCACUCCAGUGGACCCACAGCUCCUGGAGGGGGCUCUGAGUGCGCGGGACCAGCGCGGGAUUCCUUCCCGUGUGCUCACCCGCAGAGAAGAUGAACAUCCAGAUUCUGCCAGAACACAAGCUCUCGUCGGUGGCCCCGCUGAAACAGUGCAAUGUGGAGAAAAAAGAAGUAGAACUGAUCCUGGUGAAGGACCAGAAUGGCGUCCAGUACACCAGCUCCUCCAUCAUCCCCGCCCCCGGCCACCUCGCGGGUCACCCCGGAUCCGAGGACGAGGACGAGCGAGAAACCUGGGGCAAGAAAAUAGACUUUCUGCUGUCGGUCAUUGGCUUCGCGGUGGACCUGGCUAACGUUUGGAGAUUUCCUUACUUGUGCUACAAAAAUGGAGGAGGUGCCUUUUUGAUCCCCUACGUUCUUUUCCUGGUCAUAGCGGGGAUGCCAUUGUUCUAUAUGGAACUUGCUCUCGGCCAGUAUAACAGGGAGGGGGCAGCUACGGUUUGGAAAAUAUGCCCCAUCUUCAAAGGUGUGGGCUACACUGUGAUCCUCAUCGCGCUGUACGUCGGCUUCUACUACAACGUCAUCAUCGCCUGGUCCCUGUACUACCUGUUCUCCUCCAUGACCAGUGAGCUGCCCUGGCUCAGAUGUGACAACCCCUGGAACAGUCCGAACUGCACGGACCCUAAAGCUAUAAACGCAUCCCUCCUCGGCAACGGAACAUCAUACGCCAAGUACAAGAUCACCCCGGCUGCCGAGUUCUACGAACGGGGUGUGCUGCAUCUCCAUCAGAGUAGGGGCAUCCAGGACCUGGGCCUGCCUCGCUGGGAGUUGACCCUGUGUCUGGUUGUGGUGGUCUUCAUCCUCUACUUCAGCCUGUGGAAAGGUGUCAAGUCCUCAGGGAAGGUGGUCUACAUAACAGCCACUAUGCCCUACGUGGUCCUUUUUGUGUUGCUGAUCCGAGGUGUAACCCUCCCAGGGUCCAUGGACGGCAUCAGGGCCUACCUACACGUCGACUUCAAGCGGCUCAACAAUCUGGAGGUAUGGAUCGAUGCCGCCACCCAGAUCUUCUACUCUCUCGGCGCAGGAUUUGGUGUCCUCAUUGCUUUUGCCAGUUAUAACAAAUUUGACAACAACUGCUACAGGGAUGCUCUCUUGACCACUACUGUGAACUGCAUCACCAGUUUCUUCUCAGGGUUCGCCAUCUUCUCCGUGCUGGGAUACAUGGCUUACAAACAUGGGGUGAAAAUAGAAGAUGUGGCAACAGAGGGGGCAGGAUUGGUGUUUAUCAUCUACCCUGAGGCGAUCUCUACACUCCCUGGCUCAACAUUUUGGGCUAUCGUGUUCUUCAUCAUGUUACUGACGCUGGGCAUCGACAGCGCGAUGGGCGGUAUGGAGGCAGUCAUCACAGGCCUGGCGGACGACUUUAAGUUCCUCAAGAGAAACAGGAAAGUCUUCACCUUCGCCACAGCCUUUGGAACCUUCCUGAUGGCCCUGUUCUGCGUUACUAAUGGUGGGAUCUACGUGCUGACUUUAUUAGAUAAGUAUGCAGCAGGGACCUCCAUACUGUUUGCAGUGUUGAUUGAGGCCAUUGGAGUUUCGUGGUUUUAUGGUGUGGAUCGCUUCAGCGAAGACAUCGAGCGUAUGAUGGGCUUUAAGCCAGGUCUUUAUUGGAGGCUCUGCUGGAAAUUUGUCAGCCCAGCUUUUCUUCUGUUUGUGGUAAUAGCCAGUGCUGUGACAUCUUCAGGCCUAAAGUAUGAUGACUACACCUUCCCGUACUGGUCCAAUGUAGUUGGCUGGGGAGUGGCCAUGUCCUCCAUGAUGUUUGUCCCCAUCUAUGCUAUUUAUAAAAUACUCAGCGUACCAGGAACGUUAAAACAGAGGAUAGCAUAUUGUAUCACUCCAGAACAUGAACAUCAUUUGGUGGCUGAGGGAAAUAUACGGCAAUUUACACUCAAGCAUUGGUUGGCCAUCUGAUGAUGAAUACCUAGAACUCCCUCAUCCAUUGUCCUGUCUAUUGUGCUACCAGUGGUCAGACACAUGAGGAAAGCAGCAGUCUCCACUGUCUUGCAGCAGCCCCUCUCCUGUGCAUCUACCACCCAAGGCAUUCGUUGUCAACAGCGGCUUUAAGCACUUUGAUUUCGGAGUCAUGCCUGUUCAUAUUUCAACCAUUCUACAACUUCGGCUCAUAAGGGAGGGGCAUCCGGUGGGGAAAAUCUACUGUUAUUCGCCCAUGGACAUUAUUAUGCUUUAUACACACAAUUUUAAUUAUUAUAAUACUAUUUUAUUUUUAUAUUUAAUGAUGUGUCGAUUAUCUCCUAGAAGGGAUUUAAACUAAAAUAAAACCAAACAAUCCCUAUUACUGAAGAGGAGACAAGCAUAUUUCAGUUUUCUUUUUGGGCCUGUCGUUAUUUAUUAUUAUAACAUUAUUAUUAUUAUUGUCAGGUUGAGUGACGUCUAUGUGUCAGUGCCUUAUCAAGCGAGACACUCCAUGUUUCUUAAAGUCCGUACAGGAAGAAAUAGAAUAAACUGUGUUGACUCAGGAACCCACUAAAUCCAACCACAGUUUGUGGAACAGCUCAGCUCGCCGGCUACCUGGUCCUUUGACAUUCAAGUCAAAGAGCUGCAGGUCGACAGAGCAUCAAGGUCGAGCUCCUUAGUGAAGAAAAAACAGGCCUGAUAUAAUACUUUUUGUCACAUGUUGUGUUACAGGAAAAGGGAAUAAUGCAUGCAUCACUCAAAAGCUUUAAAAAGAAAAACAGGUCAUGCUUCAUUCACCUCUUAUGCUUUUUGAAAGGCUAGACUCAACCAGAGCUUUAUCUCAAAGAAAGACUGAGGCCGAACCUGGUCAGUGCCUGGCUGCUCACUUAAGAUGCAGGGAAAAAAGUUCAGCUAAACAAAUGGCGUAACUGUUACAGUUUUGUAUCGUUGGGUUACAAACUUUUGUCUGUUCAGUGCUUCUGAGCUUUUUCUCCAGAGAGUUAGAGAGUUUGUGUGUAUUCAGAUUGUUGUUGCCAACCACACAGUAUUACUGUUAGAAUUCAGUUCAUGGAGGAAUCCCUCUUCCACAGCACUGAUUUUAACUACUAUGUUCAGUAGAGGAUAUAUAAUUCUUAUGCUGUGUUCACACUAAACGCAAAGCCAAUUUUUAAGGGGGCAAGUGAUGUGAUUUAGACUACCUGAGGCCUGCAUACCAGUGGCCCAUUCACUUGUUAGCAUGGUUCACUACGAGGCACUUUCUCCAGUGGGUUUCAUUCUCAAUGCUUAUUGGCAUCUGCAACAUGGCGUCAUUCAAGUUUUUCACUCGAGUUCAAAUAUUUCAACUCGAGCAGUUCUGCAUCUCUCAUAUCACAUCGUUCGUGCUGUUUGUGUCGCCUGAUGCAAGUGAAUCGUUAUUUGCGUCUUUGCAUUGGCUUUGUCCUGAAAAAUUAGCUUUGCGUUUUGUGAACACAUUAUUAUUCUGUCAUCAACAUAUCUUGUGACGUUCUUUUUUAAUAACCUUAGAAGUGCCAUUAUGUUUAUUUAGGAAUGUUUUUGAUCAUCUUUUUCUGUUUUCUCUUGUUUUUUUAUUUAUUGGAAUGAAGUUGAAUUUGAACCUUGAAUCGUAACAGAAACCCCUUACUGAAAGGAAUAAAGCCACAUCGAAAAAAUAUUAUUUAUGUGGAAUAUAUAAGAAGAUAUAGAAAAUAUAUAAAUAUAUUCUUUUGUUAUAUCUAAUCUUGUAUUUAUCAAAUUGUUUAUAACAAAGCGUGAAUGUAAAGUAUUUUAAACGUAACUGUCCCCAGUCAUAACUUUGUGUUUGAUGUAUAGCUAAGAUGGACUAUUUAGAAAAAGAAUAUUAUAUUAUAGUGUAAUCCAGGGUUACAUUGUCACAUGUGGAUGUGAACAAAUAUACCCUGUCUUUCCUGGGCUAUGUUUACGAAAAUACUGUGUACAAUACCAAUGUCCUGUGGAACGUGAGUGACAAAUAUCUAUGAAGAAGUCUGAAGUAUUCACACUAUGAUAAUAAAGAAUUUCUUCUACACACAAA
This is a messenger RNA of Pleuronectes platessa (European plaice), 4181 nucleotides long. RefSeq names its product solute carrier family 6 member 2 (gene slc6a2). Gene Ontology annotation, molecular function: norepinephrine:sodium symporter activity; dopamine:sodium symporter activity. Gene Ontology annotation, cellular component: presynaptic membrane; neuron projection; neuronal cell body membrane. The record is from RefSeq and is a predicted model, not a curated record. Bases 251 to 2128 code for a protein of 625 amino acids. Lineage: Eukaryota; Metazoa; Chordata; Actinopteri; Pleuronectiformes; Pleuronectidae. Gene Ontology annotation, biological process: dopamine uptake involved in synaptic transmission; sodium ion transmembrane transport. The transcript has 15 exons.